Messenger RNA from Cicer arietinum (chickpea), 4288 nucleotides. RefSeq names its product cellulose synthase A catalytic subunit 6 [UDP-forming]. Gene Ontology annotation, biological process: cellulose biosynthetic process. The record is from RefSeq and is a predicted model, not a curated record. Gene Ontology annotation, molecular function: cellulose synthase (UDP-forming) activity. NCBI's taxonomy places the organism in Eukaryota, Viridiplantae, Streptophyta, Magnoliopsida, Fabales, Fabaceae. Gene Ontology annotation, cellular component: membrane.
AUUCAUUCAUUGCCUUAACACUCUUCUUUCUCUCUCUCUCUCUCCUUUGUAUUGUAUCUCCUUCUUUCUUACGCGUCUUCAUUUCUACUCUCACACACACACACAAACUCUACUCUCUCUCUCUCUCUCUCUCUCUUUCUCUCUCUAAACAUUGUGCCACAGAUUAGGACCAGCAAGACGGUGGUGGUUGGCUUCUAAAGGAAUCAAACUACAAACCCACCACACAUUCAACUCUCAAUACUUUUCUUUUCUUUUUCCUUCUACCCCUCCAAAAAAAAAUUGAAUUUUUUUCGCUUCAAUUAUCAAUUACAAAAGGGUUCAUCUUCGAUCCGUUAAUGGGUUUUUGUUCACCAAUGCAAAAGUGGAUCUUUAUGUGAAAAAAAAACAAGAUAGUGUUGUUGUUUUGAUUUUGAAGAAGAAAGAGUAGUUUGAAGUAGAAGACCAAGUAGAAGAUUUGUUGUUGUGAGUGUCAGUGAUGCAUACCGGUGGUAGACUCAUUGCUGGUUCUCACAACAGGAACGAGUUUGUUCUCAUCAAUGCUGAAGAAAAUGGAAGGAUUAAGUCCGUCCGAGAAUUGAGUGGACAGAUAUGUCAGAUUUGUGGGGAUGAGAUUGAGGUUACCGUGGAUGGGGAGCCUUUUGUUGCUUGCAAUGAGUGUGCUUUCCCCGUUUGUCGGCCCUGCUACGAGUACGAGAGAAAAGAAGGGAAUCAGGCCUGCCCUCAGUGUAAGACCCGAUUCAAACGCAUAAAAGGUAGUUCAAGGGUUGAAGGCGAUGAAGACGAGGAUGAUACUGACGACUUAGACAAUGAGUUUGAUUAUGAUCCUGAUGCGAUGAGACAUCAACCGAUUUCUGAUUCAUUGUUUGCUGGGCGCCUUAACACUGGCCGUGGUUCGAAUGCUAAUAUAUCUGGCACAAAUUCAGAAAACGGAUCACCUCCUCUCAAUUCUGAAAUCCCACUCCUGACUUAUGGCGAGGAGGAUCCUGAGAUAUCUUCUGAUAGACAUGCUCUAAUUGUUCCACCGUAUGCGAAUCAUGGAAACCGAGUCCAUCCUAUGCCGUAUACCGAUCCAUCUAUUCCAUUGCAACCAAGACCUAUGGUUCCAAAGAAAGACAUUGCGGUAUAUGGAUAUGGUAGUGUGGCUUGGAAAGACCGAAUGGAGGAAUGGAAGAAAAGGCAGAGUGACAAACUUCAGGUGGUGAAACAUGAUGGGGAUAGCAACGAUGGAAAUUUCGGUGAUGAAUUUGAUGACCCUGAUUUGCCUAUGAUGGAUGAAGGAAGGCAGCCACUUUCUCGGAAAAUACCUGUUCCUUCGAGCAAGAUUAAUCCCUACAGGAUUAUUAUAAUACUCCGUCUUGUAAUCCUUGGGCUUUUUUUCCACUAUAGAAUUCUCCAUCCUGUUAACGAUGCAUAUGGCUUGUGGCUGACAUCAGUUAUAUGUGAAAUAUGGUUUGCUGUAUCUUGGAUAAUGGAUCAGUUUCCAAAAUGGUACCCGAUAACACGAGAAACAUACCUCGAUCGUCUAUCACUGAGAUACGAGAAAGAAGGGAAACCAUCUGAAUUGUCAUGUGUAGACGUCUUUGUUAGUACUGUCGAUCCUAUGAAAGAACCUCCACUGAUUACAGCAAACACUGUUCUAUCUAUCCUUGCUGUUGAUUAUCCAGUUGAUAAAGUUGCAUGCUAUGUCUCUGACGACGGUGCUGCUAUGCUCACUUUUGAAGCACUUUCCGAGACAUCUGAAUUCGCUAGGAAAUGGGUUCCCUUUUGCAAGAAAUAUAAUAUCGAGCCUCGGGCACCAGAAUGGUAUUUCGGUCAGAAGAUGGACUAUCUGAAAAAUAAAGUACAUCCGGCGUUUGUUAGGGAAAGGAGAGCAAUAAAGAGAGAUUAUGAAGAAUUUAAGGUGAGGAUUAACAGUCUCGUGGCAACAGCACAAAAGGUUCCUGAGGAUGGAUGGACCAUGCAGGAUGGGACUCCGUGGCCUGGAAAUAAUGUGAGGGAUCAUCCUGGCAUGAUUCAGGUGUUCCUCGGUCAUGAUGGUGUUCGCGAUGUUGAGGGAAAUGAGUUACCUCGCUUGGUCUAUGUUUCUCGAGAAAAGAGACCAGGGUUCGAUCACCACAAGAAGGCCGGUGCAAUGAAUUCUUUGGUACGGGCGGCAGCAAUUAUCACAAAUGCACCUUAUCUUCUGAACGUCGAUUGUGAUCACUACAUUAACAAUAGUAAGGCACUUAGAGAAGCCAUGUGUUUUAUGAUGGAUCCUCAACUUGGGAAGAAGAUCUGCUAUGUACAAUUUCCUCAAAGAUUUGAUGGAAUUGAUCGACACGAUAGAUACUCAAACAGAAAUGUUGUAUUUUUUGAUAUAAACAUGAAAGGAUUGGACGGAUUACAAGGUCCAAUUUACGUCGGAACUGGAUGUGUUUUCAGAAGGUAUGCACUUUACGGAUAUGAUGCACCUGUCAAGAAGAAGGCGCCAAGCAAAACCUGUAACUGUUUGCCGAAAUGGUGCUGCUUGUGCUUUGGUUCGAGAAAGAAAAAGAAUCUCAACAAUAAGAAAGAUAAAAAGAAGAAGGUGAAGCACAGCGAAACAUCAAAGCAGAUACACGCACUUGAAAAUAUCGAGGCAGGGAAUGAAGGAUCCAACAUUGAAAAGUCAUCCAAUUUGACUCAAUUGAAAUUGGAGAAGAGGUUUGGGCAAUCUCCUGUAUUUGUAGCCUCUACGCUUUUGGAGAACGGCGGAGUUCCACACGGAGUGAGUCCUGCAUCACUUUUAAAAGAAGCCAUCCAAGUUAUCAGUUGUGGUUAUGAAGACAAAACUGAAUGGGGAAAAGAGGUUGGGUGGAUCUAUGGUUCUGUGACAGAGGAUAUCUUGACUGGAUUCAAAAUGCAUUGCCAUGGUUGGCGGUCUGUGUAUUGUAUCCCUAAGCGGCCUGCAUUCAAGGGGUCUGCACCUAUCAAUCUUUCAGAUCGUCUACACCAAGUUCUUCGUUGGGCUCUUGGUUCCGUUGAGAUCUUUUUCAGCAAACAUUGCCCAAUCUGGUACGGAUAUGGCGGUGGGUUGAAGUUAUUGGAAAGAUUUUCCUACAUAAAUUCAGUCGUAUAUCCCUGGACUUCCCUCCCGCUGAUCGUCUAUUGUACUCUACCGGCCAUAUGUCUUCUGACCGGAAAAUUUAUCGUACCUGAGAUUAGCAACUAUGCUAGUCUCGUGUUCAUGGCCCUCUUCAUAUCCAUUGCAGCAACCGGUAUCCUUGAGAUGCAAUGGGGCGGUGUUGGAAUAGAUGAUUGGUGGAGGAAUGAACAGUUUUGGGUUAUUGGAGGUGCUUCAUCGCAUCUUUUCGCCCUUUUCCAAGGUUUACUAAAGGUUUUAGCUGGUGUGGACACCAACUUCACCGUCACAUCAAAAGCAGCCGACGACGGAGAAUUCUCGGAACUCUACGUCUUCAAGUGGACCUCACUGUUAAUCCCUCCAAUGACACUAUUGAUCAUGAACAUAGUUGGCGUGAUUGUCGGUGUCUCAGAUGCUAUCAAUAAUGGUUAUGACUCGUGGGGACCUCUCUUUGGUAGACUAUUCUUUGCACUUUGGGUCAUCAUACAUCUUUAUCCAUUCUUGAAGGGUUUGCUUGGGAAACAAGAUAGGAUGCCAACCAUUGUAUUGGUUUGGUCAAUCUUGCUAGCUUCCAUCUUGACUCUCUUGUGGGUUAGAGUCAACCCUUUUGUGUCAAGAGAUGGACCUGUCUUAGAAAUUUGUGGAUUGAAUUGUGAUGAGUCAUGAAUAAAAUAAAAAAGCUGAAGGUGUUUUUUUUCAGCUACUACUACUACACUUGCAUGUUUUGAAGAAGCAAUGCAUGUUUGAAUAUGACACGCUUCAACGUCACAAAAAAACGAUAAAAAGUCGCACAAAUUUUUGGAUGGAAGUUGUAUUUUUCGGUGUGUGUAGAUAAAGAGGAAGGAAAGCAAAAAGGGAAGGAAGGAAAGGGGGAGUUUGAACACAUUGUUACCUGUAAUAGGGGUUUUUUUCUUUUUCAUUUUAUUCUUUGAUUAUAUUUUCUGUGGUUUUUUAUUUUAAGUGUUGUUGUUGCUCUUUCCUUGUUUUCAUGUAUUCUUAAUAUAAGAAAGAGGCAUUGAAUGAUAGAUAAGUUAUUUCCCUCUUCAAAAUGAGGGAUCAGCAGUCUCAAGAAUUAGUUGUUGUCAGUCAUAUUUUAAGGUAUGGUUUUUUGUUUAAACCUUUGUGACAUGAACUAUCUAUCUUCCUCAUUUGUAAUACCAUCAGCUAUGGAUAUUCUUGUUCCUUACA